This is a messenger RNA of Helianthus annuus (common sunflower), 959 nucleotides long. RefSeq names its product transcription factor bHLH47. The coding region runs from base 171 to 779 and encodes 202 amino acids. Lineage: Eukaryota; Viridiplantae; Streptophyta; Magnoliopsida; Asterales; Asteraceae. The record is from RefSeq and is a predicted model, not a curated record. The transcript has 4 exons. Gene Ontology annotation, molecular function: protein dimerization activity.
CACGGCACACGCCCUCGUGUGCCAUCCUCCAUAAACAAUAUCCCUUUCACCCACACACACGAUCUUCACCAUAAUCCCACAUUUCUUCUCAUCUACACAAUUAUUUAUAAAACUAGCCCACUUUUGCUAAUCUUCAGUUACAUCUCCUGUUAGUGUUUGAGAUUGUAAUUAUGGAAGAUUCAACAUCUACGGAAGAAAACAUCGAUACAGCGAAGAAGAAGAAACCGGAUUGCAGCAAAAAGAGUGGUGCAAAGGUUCAUAAGAAAAUUCAUAAAGCUGAAAGGGAGAAGCGGAAACGUGAUCUUAUGAAUGAUCUGUUUCUGGAGCUUAUUAAAGCUUUGGAAUCGGCUAUUCCGAACACUGGGAAGUCUUCUGCAUUGACGGACACAAUUCGAAUAAUCGGGGACUUGAAAGCUCAAGUGGACUCUCUUAAGAAGGAGAAUUCGGUUCUGUUAGCUGAAUCUCAAUACAUUGCUGUUGAGAAGGAUGAAUUAAAAGAGGAAAAUAAUACCAUAGAAGCCCAUAUUAAAAAGCUUCAAAGUCAGAUAGAUGAGAGAGCUCAUCCCCAGUCUUUAUGGGCUUCAGAAUGCAACCCUGUUGUGGGCCCUGUUUUCGUAUUGCCCGUACAAAAUGACCCGAAACUUUUUGCAGAGUCCAAGAUCCAUGAGCCCGUAACAAAGCAGCUAGGGCCAAGUGUGAGCAAACCACAUGCUCGAUACCCGUCGCCCAAUGAUUCAUGGCCAUUUAACAUUCUUUCUGAACAAGCAAGAGCAGAUUAGAAUUAAUUAUUGGUUUAGUAAGAGUAGCUUUAGGGGCCAAAUGUUAGAAUUAUCAAUUAGCACUUAUAAGUGGCAUUUGCUCAAGAGACUGGAAUUGUAUUGAUUAGAUUUCAAAAAGAUUCAUCAUAUGUAGAUUCGCGGUAUCAAUAAACACCAAACCUUGAUGGUCCGGAACCACAA